UUGACGAGGGUCUCGUCUUAUCAGAGCAGCAUUUGGCGUGGGGCGGUAGUGAGCGUGUUGUUUGUGCGACUGGGCCUUAGGGGGCUUUCAUGUUACCAUGCCGUUAUCGUCUGAAACCGAACAUAAAGGUUUUCGUUGUGUGCUUCGUGUCUUUAAUAUAAUAGAAGCUCCUCUCGUGAAACAUAAAAUCAUAAUUUUAAAAUCACGUCUAAUUGAUAUAGGCCUACAUGCAAUGAUAUGUAAUAGAAGAUUGUAAUGUACUUUUAGACAACACCUAAGUUUGAUGAACCAUAAAUGUCACAAUGAAGGCAGUUCUUGAUUUAUUAUGUGAGCAGUAUUAUUAUCAAAUGCUCAGAUAUUUAAGUAAUAACGUAUUAAAGGUAGAAGUAUUUGUAGUGGCUGAUAUCCCUUAUCGCAAUAAAUAUAAAACUGCCGACGGUUCUUCGAUAUGGCCUACGUGUCAUUUUCAUCAUUGACGGAGAAAGGUUUUUUUUUUUUCAACAAUACUGUGAUUUGAAGGAGUUUCUGUGAAAACCAUCAUGAUGUUGAUGUCAUUCUUGGAGAAACAUUUCAACAAGCAACGAACAAAUUCUACCAAGAAAGGUAGAAGUCGUGGCGGAUCGAUCAGGACUGAACCAGAGCGCGGGGAUGAAGUUCCGUCCGAGGGCAUAAAUCACCUCUGCAGGGAGAUGGAAACACGGACGGAAGACCAAGAUGAUUACGAUAUCGUUUCAGCCCAGAAGUCGCAGCGGGAUGCCGAGUUGAUUUGGACGCUGAUGUUCGUAGCCCUGAGCGUCGUUUGCAGUUGGCUGUUGGGCACCGCCGGGUUGUCCUUGGCUUGGCUGCUAUUCCUGUUGGCUCUGGUCGUUGCUGUCUGGAAAUCCAGUCUUGUAAAACUGGUAGAGGCUGCCGUAAAGUACGAGACACUUCGGGUUAGGCGGAAGCGUGUCCAUAAUCAGGACGAGACAGCUGAAUGGUUCAACUUCCUCUUCAACCGAUGGUGGGUUUUCAGCUCUCCGAGUCUGUUUAUAAUUUUGAAGGAACAUUUAGAGCCCAUCCUGAAUGAAGCCAAACCUUCGUUUGUGGAGAGCCUUGAAUUGAGACAGUUCACCCUGGGUGAGCAGACACCAUAUGUGAAAGCUGUACGGGUGUUCGAUGUGCAUCAGGGCAAACGCAUUCCACUAUCAGCACGAAGUCUCCAGCAGCCUCCAGGUGGCCUAGCACAGAGUGUGCAUCAUCAGGUGGCACUAGAAGCAGACAUUUGUCUUGACAGUGAUGAUUUCCGUAUGGUUAUAAGGACAAGACUUUUUGGCAAAGGUGUUGGGAUGGAUCUGGAUCUUGCCAUGGAAAAGCUGAACGUCACAGGAAAGAUUUAUGCAACAUUGACAUUGAAUAUGGAAGCACCAUUUCCACACAUUACUCAUCUAAACCUGACGUUUAUAGAGAAGCCAGAAGUGUGGUUCAGUGUUCGUGUGCUGAAGUCUGUCCAAAUGAUGGAAGUUCCAGUUCUUAAAACAUGGAUACAUUCUCUGGUAAUGGACGCGUUAGUGACGGCAUUAGUAGAUCCUGGCAAGCUGGAUGUGAACUUGACUUCUCAUGACAGACCAACUCCAGGUCAAGAAAUAGGAGAUACAGUUGCACAGGGAGUCCUCACAGUCACUCUGUCGGCAAUGCAACCAGGUCAUAUGCCAGAAGAUGUCCGAUGGCUAGUUCUGACUCUUGGUGAGCAACGCCAAAAAACUUCACAGCUUUCUCCACGAUGGCAAGAAAGUCCUUCCUUUUUAAUAAAUUCUCUUCAAACAGAUAGAUUAGUCGUGAAACUCAAAAGUAAACGACUUGUCAGUUCCAUAACAUUGGCACAGUUUGAGCUUCCGUUGUCAAAUUACAACUUGGAUAGUGUACAUAUAGUGGAAACAGUUUUGCACAAGAAACAGGCACGUUCGGGUUCCAGCAACUUCCCUAAUAUUUCUGUGAGAUUAGAAUAUACAGCUCUCUCCCCUAUACAGUUAGAUCAACCAGAGAUGCCAUGGCCUAUUCCCCAAGCAGGACGAGGAGGUUCAUCACCAGUUUCAGGUGUAAUAUUUGUGUUUAUUCACGGAGCAGAGGGUCUUACAAUUGGCGACCAGAGUGAGUGCAAUCCGUACUGUAUGCUGUUCAACAGUCGCAAGAAGGUAAAAACAACCCAUUAUCUGCGUGGCACAGCAAAUCCUCAGUGGGAAUCACGAACUCAGUUCCUCGUGAGUGAUUUUACGCAAGUCUCAUUAUCAUUUGUUGUCUGUUCUUGGAGCCCAAACAAAAUGGCUGAUACAGACCUACUAGGACUUGCAAUCUUUACCAUGAAUCAGAAUGAGACUUGGCAAGUUCAUCAUCAACUGCAGCUGAGUGGGAACACAAGUCCUGCAUUUAUCACAGUGUCUGUUGUAUUCCACCCUGUUCCAUCAGUUGCUCAGUCAGAGUUAUGUUUCCAUGACAGUGUUGCUCCUCUGGGUGCAGAUGAUGAUGAUCUCCUCAGCUAUAACCAUGGGAAAAGGAACAGCAUCACAUGGAUGCAGCAAGCGAAAAUGUUAUUAACCCACCGGGACCAAGAUACAAGUGCAUCUGACAUUAGCAAUCUUCUCUCUAAUGGCAUGGGUUUAAUGGAGGUUAGCAUCAUUAGGGCCCAUGAUCUGGUUUCAAAGGAUCUCAAUGGCUUCAGUGACCCAUAUUGUGAGUUGAAGGUCAAUGGAGAAUGUAAAUACAAAUCAAGCAUUAAAAAGAAAACUCUUAAUCCUAUCUGGGAAGAGAAUUCCAUCAUGGGGUUGCCAAGAGCAGGGGAGACACUGGAGGUGGUAUUGUGGGAUUAUGAUACGUUUGGUAUGAAAGAUUUCUUGGGUAAUGUUACGUUGACUUUGGAAGAUAUCCGCAAAGCCUCAAAUUCGGAUACUUCUCAGAGUUAUCAGUUACAAGGUGUAAAGACAGGAGCUGUGGAAAUCAAGGUGAAGGUUAUAUCAGAGGAGACUGAGUCGCAGUGCUAUCAGCCAAGUAUCAACAGCAGCACCAGUUCUCCUCGACUGCCUAAUCGACAUGAACCUGAUGGUUUAUCGAGACUUCCGUCUGGAGAGAGAUCCAAACUGCGACUGCAUAUUGAAAAUUUACCUCCUCCAGCCCCUCCACGCACUGUCACCUUGGGAUACAAACCACAUCCACCAGAAGGAGAUUUAUUACGUGAACCUCUGGGCAAUAGUAUAAGUAAUGGGAACAUUAGUCCUACACAGUCCAGCUCUAGUUCUCUCCAUUCAGUUCCACGUGUGACAGUGACAGACCUUCACAAUCCCCCACAUCUUGCAGUCGCAGUUCCGGAAUUGCCAAAUAUGAGUGCUGGUGGCGGCGGUCAGCGUUCUCCUCGUGCUUCACUCACACCCAGCCCAGAUAGUCAAUUUAAGAAGAAUGUUCCAGAAUGCAGCAGCUUCAGAAACAUGAAACUGAAGAUGAAAAGGGGGUUGAAAUUACGCCGUUUUAAAUCUGAAGUCAGUGUCCAUGAGGAAAAGAGCGGGGUAACCAAUGGAAAACCAAGUACAACCACAACACUUAGUAUUGAACCGAGUGGAGGUGGAGAAUCAGAUGCAACUGAACUUCUGCAGAUGGAGGGACUCUCUCAUGCUGUCUCUCAGCCAAAUAUACCGCACAUCAAACAGCCCUCUCCGCGUCUUAAAAAUAAGAGACCAACAGAUCUUAAAGUUUCUGCCCCUGUUCGACCUGACAUAUAUUUUGGAGUUGAGGGAAAGGUGAUUCAAGCACAAGGACUUCAUGUGGCGCAUGUGGCACAGCUGUAUUGUCGUAUAAAAUUACAAAGUGCUACAAGUCCAAACAAACUCACACGAGUGGGCAGCAAUGCAGCUGGCAAAACUCUUGCAAAAUCUCGUCUAAUUCCAGCCAUGCCAAACCCUCAGUUUGAUCUCGGCUUUCAGCUUGAUAACCCUGAAAAUGUUCCACGUCAGGCAGCUUUGGUGUUUGAGAUUCGCAGUUCUGGCAAGGAACUGGUAGCAGCACGCAGGAUCACUCUUCAGGAUAUGCUUUCUGCUGCUUCUCCAGACACAAAUGAAGUUCACACUUGGCUGGCUCUUAAUAAUGGUGCGUCACUAGAAGUAGAGAUUUCUCACAGCAGGGAACUUAAAAAACAAUCAAGAAAAAUAUUUCGGAGUUGGUCUGUCCAUCGCAUUGGUAAGAUUUAACAGAGGCUCCAUUGCAAGCUUUAUUGCCUACUUAAAUCUGUACAAUGGAUGAUAAUUUUGUGGUAAAUAUAUAGGUACGUCAAAAAGUAUCUGCAUUGUAAUUAUUAAAAUUAAAGAAGAACAGAAAUACAGAA
Molecule: messenger RNA, 4345 nt
Organism: Zootermopsis nevadensis
Lineage: Eukaryota; Metazoa; Arthropoda; Insecta; Blattodea; Termopsidae
Molecular function (GO): lipid binding
Source: RefSeq, a predicted model, not a curated record